Enterobius vermicularis (human pinworm) is the source of this 2673-nucleotide messenger RNA. The record is from the annotation of a GenBank genome assembly. Lineage: Eukaryota; Metazoa; Nematoda; Chromadorea; Rhabditida; Oxyuridae.
AUGGACGAAGUUGCUUCAACGGUAACAACAACACCACGUACCCGACUUUUUGGCCUUAUCCUUCUAUUUAUUGUUGAUGCACUUUGGGUAUCAGCUGGUGAAAUUACUCGCACUCCUUCGGAAUUUGAAAGAGUUGCUGCUAGUGAAGGGAGCGAUGUUGAUUAUACACCAAAAACUGCACGACAAGUUCGAUUUUCGGAGAUAUGUGAAGUUCGUCAUAUGCCGUUGUCGUUGGCGGAUGAAGCACUACGGGCUCGACUCCCAUAUUCCGCCACACGACUUUGGUGCUAUUGUUCGAUGUCAACUCAGCUGAAAAGCAUUAUUUUUUUAGCUACUAUGUGGAUUAUAUGUACGUUGACUUACCAAGCUUCUUUAAUAUUCAUAUCAGUUUCAUCGCUAAACCUUCUUUCCUCAUCAUCGUCGCUGUUUGUUUUGGUUUUCUCUGCUAUUCUCCCAUAUUCAGCGGCUGAUCGUAUUACAUGGAUUAAAGUUUUUUUGGUCAUUCUCAAUUUUGUUGGAGUGGCACUGAUUUCUGAGUAUAGUGCUUCAUCUUACGGUACAUUAUUAGCCCUUUUUUCUGCACUCUGUUAUGCUGUAUACUUGGUUUUUUUCACUUAUGUUCAACGUAACGGAUCUCGCCUUGAUUUGAACCUUAUAAUGGGUGUUUUUAUUGAAACUGAUUGGGAAGGGGAAGGGGAUGGAAGGAUUCAAGACGAAAAAGAAACAAGAAGUUACGGUUCAGCUGGUAUCUUAACCAUAGUGCUUUACACACCAUUGUUAUUUGUUCUAAGCUAUUUUUCAAUUGAACCACUGCUGCCGUUACCGGACUAUCGCCAGUUCACAGCGUUGAUAUUGAACGGUGUUGUUGGUACAUUGUUUACAGAUUUUCUGUGGCUUCAAGCUACCUUAUUGACCAGUUCAUUGGCAGCUUCAAUAUCGUUGUCAAUGUGUAUCCCAAUGUCGUUUAUUGCCGAUUUCACAUUUCGUUCGCAGACUCCAUCAGUGUUGAAUUGCGACUGUUUCGCGGUUGCUGCCGAUCUGAUUAUGAUUGUAUCAACUAUACCCCCGAGACCAGUGCCCACUCUUCGUCCAUUAGCUACAGUGGGGAAUUUAGCUUCAUCAUCGACCUCAUCAAUUACCAUUUCGCCAGUAUCACCGUCAAAUAUACUGCCGGGUGGUGGCGGUACGCAUUCUGCCUUUAAACCGAUAUUCCCAUCAACAUCUGACGCUUUCUUUGUUUCGGCGUUGAAUUCGUUUAUACUGUCGACCGAUGAAGAUACACUUGGUGAAAAGAAUCGUUGUACACCGAGUAUUGAUGGUUCCGAUCGAAGUUCGUCGUCAAUGAACCCUCACGUUCUUCUUUGUCAAGUGUGUUCGGACCGUGCUUCUGGCUUUCACUAUGGUGUUUUUGCUUGUGAAGGCUGUAAGGGUUUUUUCCGGCGUUCUAUUCAACAAAAAAUUCAGUAUCGACCAUGUACUAAGGAUCAGCAGUGCACAAUAGCAAGAAACAAUAGAAAUCGAUGUCAAUAUUGUCGUCUGAAAAAGUGUGUAGCGGUGGGGAUGUCCAGAGACGCCGUUCGAUUUGGAAGAGUACCUAAACGUGAAAAAGCUCAGUUGGUUGAAGAAAUGGCUCGAGCUUCAGUACGCUCCUUAAUGGAUUCACUGAUUUGUGAACUUGAAGAUGAAUCUAAAGUUAUACAGGCUUGUGAUGCAGCAUUUACCUCAUUAGUUUACAGUGUCAGUAUGCAGUCGCAAACGGACGCUCUAAAUCCUACCAAUGAAUGCCCUUUCAAAUCGCACUCUUAUUUACGAGUGGUAAAAGCAGUUGUUGAUUUCUCUACUGCUAUUCCUGGUUUCCGUCUCGUUUUCCAGCGUGAUCGGAUUCAGUUGCUGAAAGGCUCAAUAUUUCAAGUGUUGCUGCUCGCUACAUUACCUGUACCGUAUGCAGCAUCGUUUGUUGUCCCAACAGCUCGCGUUUCCGGAGAAACCGGACGAUUCUUUACCGACUCGUUAAUGGACUUUCUGCAGCGAUUUAGGCACCUUGGUUUUACAGAACGUCAGUUAAGCCUACUCUGCGCCUUGGUUAUAUGUAAUCCGGAAGGCUUGAACCUGCAGCAACCUUCUAUACCGCAAGCACUGUUUGAUCACCUUAGUCGUCUUCUUCAAAGUUCGCUGGGAAUGACAUCAAAUUCAUCUCCUGGACAAGUUGUGAUAACCGCACUUACUGAUCUGCGUACGCUUCACACACUUCAUCAGGAAAAGCUACAGGCCAUUAGAUUUCCAUCGGUGAACUUUUGCAUGUCUCCAACGCAAAGCUCGGUUUCCGAAGAAAGCUUAAGCACGUCUGCGUGCCCCGGAAAAGAUAGUUCUGAUACAGCUUCUCCUUCUUUAGAACAACGCUAUUACCCAGAUAGGCAUAAAACUAAUCAUCCUUCUCCAAAUCUCGGUAUCUUUCAUAACGCACAUUUUACUCAGGUUAGUCUAAGGGAUAGGUUAGCUCAAGACCGCACUUUGUCGAUGGCAGAGAGGCAUCGAGCUGUUGUCUCGUUGUUAGAAAAGCCCACUCGAUGUGCACCCUUGGCUCACGCUCAUAAUCUUACUUACACGACUUCAGCCGUUUUUGACGAAGAACCGCUGAACUUAAGCACAAAAAACCGCACUAGUUCGUUCUAA